Messenger RNA from Mytilus californianus (California mussel), 3752 nucleotides. RefSeq lists its product as uncharacterized. Lineage: Eukaryota; Metazoa; Mollusca; Bivalvia; Mytilida; Mytilidae. The transcript has a single exon. The record is from RefSeq and is a predicted model, not a curated record. The coding region runs from base 1 to 1548 and encodes 515 amino acids.
AUGAGCAAGUUUAAAUGUGAUUAUAUGUCAAUUCUUACGGAUGGUUUAAAUGCAAUAAAAUUGUCACCAAGGGUAAAAUUUAUAGAACCAGUUCAUGUGUAUAACGAAUUUAUCUAUGUCAGUUGUAAUAUUACUAACGGGACCACAGUGUAUUCAAACUUCCAUUUCAACUUAAAUCCAAAAGUUAACAAAAGAAACAUAUUAAAAGAGGCAAAUGAUCAACUAAGUGUUGUUAUUAUUGGGUUUGAUUCGGUAUCAAGAUUUAUAGCAGAAAAACAACUGUCAAAAACUUUAGACUUUUUCGAAAAUAAUUUAGGGGCCUACCCUAUAAAGGGGUAUACCCGCAUUGGGGAUAACACAUUACCAAAUUUGCUGGCCGUUCUUACAGGGAAAACCCUACCAGAAUCUAUUCUAUCCGCACGAACAAUACCUGUUUUAUACAAAGAAGUAUUAAGAAGAGGCUAUAUAGACUGUUAUGCAGAGGACUGGGCUCCAUACUUAGUACCUUUCAUUGCUAAGUAUCCAAACUACACUCACUAUUUCCGUAAUAUAAUUCUGGCGAAAGAAAACACAGACCUACAGGUUUCACAACUUAGUUCCGAGACAAUGAAGCAUAUCAAAUUGAGUACUAAUCCAAUAUGCAUUGGUAAUGAAUUUAAACAUAAUUUAAUUUUUAAGUAUAGCAAACAAUGUAUUGAAAAGUAUAACGAGAAAAGAAAGUACGUAUUUAUGUGGAAUAAUCAGGUAUCUCAUCACAAUCCACAUAGUUUAUCUUUAGCGGAUGAAGACACAAAACAGUUUAUAGAGUGGAUGAAUUCCACUGGGAAUCUAAAAAAUACCGUGUUGGUAAUAAUGAGUGAUCACGGACCGCGUUACGGUCAAUUUGCUGAGACAGACUUUGGAAGAAUAACCAGCAAUUUUCCGUUAUUGUCAAUAUACAUACCGCAUCAUGUCAAAGAAGAAUUUCCUACAAUUGCAAAAAAUUUAAAAGUCAACGAAAACCGAUUGACCACGCCAUUUGACUUGCACGAAACAUUAAAGGAUAUUAUCUUCAGCAAGUUAGAAAAACGAGAAAAAGAAAACAAUUUGUUUAACUCUAGAGGAAUCAGUCUGUUUCGUGAAAUUCACAAACAAAGAAGUUGCUAUGAUGCUUCAAUAGGGGAAAACUAUUGCCCAUGCUAUGCUAGUCAGCCAAUAUCACUUGCAGACGAUACAGUUCAAUUAGUCACUACUUUUGCAGUGGAUUGGUUGAAUCGGAUAAUUACAGACCAUAAUGUACCAUGUGUCAUUUUGAAUUUAAUGUCCGUGAAGUCAGCAAGGAUUCAAUACACCCCAUCUUCAAGUCAUGACAGGAAUGAACAUCGUUACAUUAUAAAUUUCUAUACUUAUCCAGGAAAUGGCUUAUUUCAAGCUACUUUAUUUAAAGAUGUUGAGCAUAUUUCCCUGUUAGGAAAUAUAGAUAGACUGAACGAAUACGGUAACCAGUCUAGUUGUAUCCCAGAGAAGUUUCCACAUACAGACCUCCGUAAAUAUUGUUAUUGUCAGUGAUGGAACGAAUACUAUGUGAACGGAAAGAAAAUGUAAGAGAAAAGGUCAUUCGGCUGGAGAAAAUUCAGUUUGACGGGCGUAUUUGUUAAAUCUAAAAUAGACUCAAAGUGAGCCAGUAUAACUAAAGUAUUGGCACACAGAGCAAAAGUAUAAACAUACUGUCGUUAGAUGAAACUUUAAAGUGGAUGACAACCAGAGUUGAUUUUCAUAUUAAUCAUAAACAAUCUAUACAUUCUACCCGUGUUCCGGUAAAACAAAUAUGCGCAACUGUAAUAUAAUCUGGCGCGCAAUCGUAAAAAAGUUAUCCUCCACUGCGCGCAAAUGUACUAUGCUAAUGGUCCUCGACUUGAAUGAACGACGGAGGACAACCACGUUUGAUAUGGACAAUUGUCCCUUGCAACAGUCAAAAAGUAAUUAAAAAGAUAUUGAUAACUUAACACUUUCCCUACAUGAGGCACCGAAUUUAACGUGUUCAUUCCCACUUGAUGUGGCUGUUUAUUUAUUUACCCCAUACAACAAAACUGAGGUUCUUUGAGAUAGCGAGUUGUAUCCCUGUAGACUGUGACACUUGGAUCUAUUUCUAAUAGCCAUGAUACCUUUAGGAGAAUACACUUUGAAAUCGACAUACUAUUAACAUGACAGAUAGGGACUCAAUAUAUUGUAAUACAUGUUGAUCAUUCGGUGACCUUGACCUUUGACCUUGAGUAUUGUUAUUAAAUUUUGUAAGAUAUUUAAAAACAUGUUUAUUCAAAUUAGACAAGUGCUAUAGUGUGGUAAGAAGGUCAAAUAUCAGAGGUAAAGGUCAUGUAAAACAUAAUUCGCAACGACCCUUUAUUUGGUAUAAUAGUACAUAGCAACCAUACAUAAUUGGGUUAAGCUUUAAAUGAAAGAAUUAGUAUAUAGACUAUCAAUCAAAAGUCAGGGGUCAAUAUAGUCAUCAGUGUCUUAAGCAGUCAUUUUCUUAUGAUUUAAAAAUUGCCUAGCAACAAUUUGUUUUGGUUCUAGUGGACAAAAUUCUUUCCUUGCAAGCUUUUAGCAGCCAUUCUCAAAUGGUCAGUAGGUCAUGGAUUUAAAUUUUCUGAAAAGAUUGGACAACCGUAAAUUAAUUUUUAUCAAAUUUCGUAGUUAUUUUCUUCACAAUUAUUUUAGACGAUAUAAGAGAUACUAAAAUAGUUAAAAUGUCCAACAAAACAAAUUCUUCAAAAAGAAAGAAUUAGCCAAGUGAUUCUUUAAAUGUGUUUUCGGUCUUGCGACAUGUGUAUAAUUUGCCUCCACAAAUACUUUAAAAAGUUGUGUCAAUAUUAAGACGGUAAUUUUUUUAAUCUAACAUUGCUGUUUUUAAUUAUUAUAUUUCUGUUAAAUAUUAACAGAUACCAUACCUUAUAUUAGUUUGAUUCAGAAUUGCUGCAAAGUAGUUUUUGUCAGUGCCAAAUUGCACGUCAUGAAUCAGAAAAGCUAUGUACAUGUAAUCGUUUGUCUUGUGAAACAUAGACAUAAUUAUGUUUAAGAACUUUUUCCGGAAAAUCGGUGAUUAUGGGAGCCAGCAUCCCUAUAUAAAUUGUUGGUGGUUACAGAGAAUUGCUCUUAAAUAGUUCGAUAUUUUCUUUUUCAAAAUCGACAGGAAAUCUUGAAAGUCAAUUGAAUGUAUCUAUAGUCUCUCUUGUAUCAGUUUUUUUUAUAAAAUGAUAAGUAAAAUUGAGAAAAACGUUACCUGAAAAUUGGAAAAUGUGUUCAUUUGUCUAGCUUGAAAAUGAAAAAUCUUGAAAGAACUUGGAAUUUGCAAAAAACCUAGGAAUCCAAUUUGAUUAUUUAUAAUACAUGUAAAUAAAUUGUAAUACCUUUGCAUAUGUUUUGAUUGAUUGAACUACAAAUUUGAUACCCCGCAAAGUGACUCGACUUGAAUGAAUGACGGAAGGACAACCACGUUGAAUAUGGACAAUUACCCUUGCAACAAGCCACACUCAAAUAGUUGUUAAAAAGGUAUUGAUAACUUAACACUUUCCCUACUUGAGGCACCGGUUUAACGUGUUCAUUCCUCAUUUCCAUCAGACGUGGCUGUUUACUUAUAUACCCUACACAGCAAAACAGAGGAUCUUUGAGAUAGGGAUUUGUAUCUCUCUAGACUAAGACACUUUGAUCUAUUUCUAAAAGCCGUGACGUAAUCCCUCGGGAGAAUACGCUCUAAAAUCCACUUCCUACAACCG